CUUCGCUGGCCUUGGGGUUGAAGUGCUGUCAUGGCGGGCCCGGCAGCUCCCGGCCGGUUGGAAAGAGGCACGGAAAGUCUGGGGGUGCAGGAGGCGGCGGGUCCUGGAGGAGCCCUGGUGGAGCUCACCCCGACCCCCGGCGGCCUGGCUCUGGUGAGCCCCUACCACACCAACCGGGUCGGGGACCCUUUAGACCUCGUGGCGCUCGCCGAGCAGGUGCAAAAGGCUGAUGAAUUCAUCCGAGCAAAUGCUACUAACAAGCUGACAGUCAUUGCAGAGCAAAUCCAACAUUUGCAAGAACAAGCUAGGAAGGUACUGGAAGAUGCUAGAAGAGAUGCUGACUUGCACCAUGUGGCUUGCAAUAUGGUGAAAAAACCUGGCAACAUUUACUAUCUUUACCAGCGGGAAAGUGGCCAGCAGUACUUUUCCAUUAUUUCUCCAGGGGAAUGGGGAGCAGGCUGUCCCCAUGACUUCCUCGGUGCCUACAAGCUGCAACAUGACUUAUCGUGGACUCCAUAUGAAGACAUUGAGAAGCAAGAUGCUAAAGUUGGCAUGAUAGACAAGCUGCUGAACCAGCCCAUGGCCUUGCCCCCAUGCACUGAACCCACCUUCCAGGGACUAACUCACUGAGUAUGGCUCUGACUAUCAAUCCUGACAAAGGCCUGACCACUACCACCUCCUUGUCCACAUUCUUUUCCUUGGUGGGGUGGGGGUGGGAGGCCUCAUGAGGACUGCGUUUUUGGGUGAACUUCUUGGAAGGAGACCCUGGUGAAUGUAGAUGCUGUGUUUGCUGUCAGUUGGGAUGUCGAGGAAUCACAGAACUCCUGUGGGAUCUUCCUGGGUCCACUGAUGCCAGGUCACUUGGUUUCAAAGGAUUGGCUAGUGCCUUCCUUCACCUCCAGCUGUUCCUCCCUUAAGUCAAAAAACAAGAAAAGGAAGAGCCUUCUUCCCAAAGCAAGUUGGUGGAUCAUUUUCUAAGAGGAACCAUUUUCAUAUCUUUUGUGUCAGGUUGGUAUUGAAGCUGUCUUCAUAGGUGCCAGGCCUAUUUGAGGUUGAUUCAGGAAUCCCAGUGUUGCCUACGGAAGAUUAAAAAAGACAAAAACUUGG
Molecule: messenger RNA, 1107 nt
Organism: Phodopus roborovskii (desert hamster)
Lineage: Eukaryota; Metazoa; Chordata; Mammalia; Rodentia; Cricetidae
Gene: CUNH1orf50
Product: chromosome unknown C1orf50 homolog
Exons: 5
Coding region: 31-630 (199 amino acids)
Source: RefSeq, a predicted model, not a curated record